GCAUAUGGUGAGGAUAAACAUAGUCAAAUGCCAUCAAUACCAACAAUGAGUUUAUUGUGGUAGACGAAGGCUAUAAUUAUCUUUUAAAUGCCAUCGCAUAUUAUAUGAACAAGGGGAAAAAUACAAAAGGCAUAACAUCGUUCUAUGUGUGGUGGUUUCACAAGCAUUUUUGUUGUUAAUGACUGUCAUGCUCAUGUUAUGAAUGAAAGAACUUCAAACCUUGCUCGUGACUAGCAGGCUCAGGGUGACUAUGGCUUCUCUGACUGAGUUCAUCCAUGUAUAGUAUGGUCUUUCUCUUUUUCUACUGUCCGGUCUUCUCAUCACACAACCAAACUAGGACAGCCUCAACUGAGUCAUCUUCUAGUGAGACCUCAGCCUUGAUUUGCUCUAAGACCCGUUCAUUUAGAAAUUCCCAUAGAAUAUCUCCAGCUUCACAUUUCCAACGUGUUGGUUUAUUACUACCAGCUUUCUUGUCUCUUCCACUUUCAAAAUAUUGGAACAGCGGCUGCAUCAUGUAGGUCAACUGUGCCUUGGAGUCAACCAUCAAUCUUAACGGCAACCCUUAGAAAACACACAACCAUUCAUUCCAUGAAAUUAAAGGCAGCAGAAGGGUGUGUGGACCAACUCAGUCUACACAACAUUGUUUUGGGGGAAAAUAAGAAGCAAAUUGUAGCUUCGUGAGAAAAAUAAAUAAUGGGGUGCUAAUGUUGAUCUUCCUGUCCAUGAGUUGUCCACCAAUCUUCUGCUCUCCCAAGGGAGGACUAUAAAAAAGGCCAACCGUUCAGAAAACAGCCAGAAACAUCUUCAGGCUUUCUACCAUCCAUGGUCCAGACCCACCACUAUCUCUCCAAGAUGACUUACUACGGGUGUUUGGGUUACUGUGAUCCAUGCAACUACAGUUUACCAGAGAAAUGCAGUGCAAGCAAUGGUUACCAACGUUUGUACAUCCAAAUUCUUCCUUCUGAAUAUUAUGCAUGUAGCCCUUGCUGGGACAACUAUGGUCACCAGAUCAGUUGUGUCUUCCCUUGGUAUAGGAUGAGAUUUAGCUAUUGCUCGCCUUGCUACAGCUACAACUGUUGCAGUCCUUCCUAUUACUGUGACCCAUUUUGCCACACCUUGAAGUCAAGUGACUACAUCCCUCGGUACAAGUCAACUUCCAGGUAUUGCUUGCCUCAUGGCAGCUACAACUACUCUCCUUCCUAUGGUCCCAAAACAAGGUGUUACUCCCCUUACUACAGCUCCAAGACCAAAGGAUGUAGCCAUUCUUCCAGCAACCAUCAGUUUACCCAUCGCUAUGGUUCCCCAUCAAGUUAUUGCUCCCCUUGCUACAGGACUGAGACCAUAAGAGGCACUCCUUGCUAUAGUAGUAAUGAAUGUUCCUCUUGUUAUAGUUCCCCAUUGAGCAGUUGCUCUUCUUGUUAUGACGCCAAGACCAAAGCAUGGAGCCCGUGCUAUAGUAGCAAUGAAUCAUCCUCUUGUUAUGGUUCCCCAUCAAGCAGUUGUUCCUCUUGUUAUGCCUUCAAGACCAAAGGAUGUACGCCUUGCUACAACAACCACCAGCAUUCUCCUUGCCACAGAUGCUGCUCUCCUUACUACACUUCCAGAUCCAGAUGUUGCAGUCCUGGCUACACCUACAGACGGUGCUCUCCUUGUUGUAGUUCUAAGGGCUAUUCCCCUCACUACAAUUCAGGAUCGAAGUGUCGCACUCCUAGCUACCGCUAUAGCCAGUGCUUGUCUUGCUAUAGGUCCAGAUGUCACUCCCCAUAUUACCACUUUGGAUCCAGAUGUGGUGCUCCUGGCUACAGAAACAGCCAUUACUACCCUUGCAGAGGUGCCGAUUUCGGAUGUCACUCUCCUUCCCACAGUUCUACAUGCAGCUCCUCUCACUCCACUUCUUGUACCUACUCCAUGAAAAGUAACUCUUACUCCAGUGGAUGCCGAAGAUGCUCUUGCCCAUGGUAACACUCAUCAAAAACAUCUUCAAAAUGGAAAAAAAACAACCUGCUACGAUAACACCAAUACCAACAUGCAAUUAUCAAGGAUUGGAGGUGGCUUUCCGACAUACUGGAUUUUUGAAGGUUUUCCAUUCCACCCAGAGCUGGCCCUAGGUAAUUUUCAAGUGUAGGCGAACAGAAUUUCGGCAUCCCCCCCCCAAACCAAUCACUGAAAAAUUAAAGCGUUGGAUAAGCGAAAAUGUUGGAUAAUAAGGAGGGAUUAAGGAAAAGCCUAUUAAACAUCAAAUUACAUUAUGAUUUUACAAAUUAAGCACCAAAAUAUCAUGUUUUACAACAAAUCAACAGAAAAAGCAGUCUCGACUGCGUCUCCGUAUGUUUUGCAUCCGAAGCGACCGCUUAAUUCGCCUCAUUGUUGGACCAGCCCUGAUUCCACCAAUAAUCCUUUGGACAUCCAGAAGCUCUGAAGGGACUGAGGAACAAUUUCUAGACCUUCACUAGAUGUUCUUCAAUACAGUCCUUAAU
Molecule: messenger RNA, 2477 nt
Organism: Anolis carolinensis (green anole)
Lineage: Eukaryota; Metazoa; Chordata; Lepidosauria; Squamata; Anolidae
Product: keratin-associated protein 9-1
Exons: 2
Coding region: 823-1962 (379 amino acids)
Source: RefSeq, a predicted model, not a curated record